Molecule: messenger RNA, 4227 nt
Organism: Doryrhamphus excisus (bluestripe pipefish)
Lineage: Eukaryota; Metazoa; Chordata; Actinopteri; Syngnathiformes; Syngnathidae
Source: RefSeq, a predicted model, not a curated record
CGGCCUUUACUGAUAGCCUGCAGGAGGAAGUAAGACAGAUUGAAAGAAAAGAUAUAAGGAAGUACUUUGAACUGCUAAUAUUUUCCUUCAAGUCCUCCCUGCUGAACUUGUGAAUGUUGUAUUUUCCUAAAGUUUAUAGCCAGACACUAUUUGUCUUCAAAGAUAUUUGGACAGUGAGACCAAGGCCAAGUUGACUGCAGGGACGUGAAGACACUGUGUGAUGUCUCGCUGCACACAAGGAGCUUUUUGUGCACACAAGACAAAUCACAGGACUCACAUGCUUUGGAGGGAAAGUCAACUCCGCGUCCAACCAGUCUUCUUCACAGAAGAGACAGAAGGACUACCAGCACAGUGGACUGAACAUCCAACAUUAGAAGAACUGAAGUACGGCUGCACCAGGAGGACUAAAACACACAUGAAGGAAGAUCAGCGAGAAGCAGAGGACCAAACAGAAGACAUGUCACGAGACAAAAUAGAUAAGGACGAAGACACUGGGGAGGAUGCUAACCUGGAGGUAGCUCAGCUGCAGGGCCUGGUGGCGGAGCUUCGUGACGGACUUCAACGCUCCAUGGUGGAGCUUUGCGAGGUGCGUCAGAUGGACCGAAGGCUGGAGGAGAAGCUGCGGGCCCAUCAGACUGAUGUGGAUGACAGAAUUAUGGGCCUGAAGAACUCGCUCAAUACUUUCAAGGAGGAGCUGAGUGCCGCCAUGCUCCAUAUCCAGUAUGUGUCCAGCAGACAGAGGGAGGUGAUCCAGCAGGUGGAACAGCUGAAGCAGCCUGACAGCAAACUACACAGAAAGAAUUCCAAGUCUGACGUGCUGACAUCACCAGAGGACGAACGCCUUGGCCAAUCAGAAGUCAGCAUCAUUCAGCACUACAGUGGAGAGUCACCACAGAGGAGCGCGUCGACACAGACACCCCCCUCGGCCAAAAGUCCAGUGUGGGUGCAGGACAGGAACGGCAGAGAGGACACGGACAGCGUGAAUGAAAACAGUCUGAGACAGCAGGCUGCCCUGAAGCUGCUGGAGUCUGAGAGAAUCUACGUGUCUCACUUGUCGCUCUUGCUGAAGGCCAACAUCUCCUUCAACGGGUCGGAGGUGGUCGCUGCCAAAGACAAACGUCCCUUUCCCAGCUCUCUGAGGUUCCUCAUCCAGCAGCACCUGGAUCUCCUCCACACCCUCCAGGACCGCAUCCUCAGGUGCCAGUGGCAAGGCAUCAUGGGAGAUAUAUUCAUGAAGCUCACCAGCAAAGAGAGCGACUUCCUGGAUUUGUACGCGUCCUACCUAAAGGAGCUCCCAGAUUGCCUGGCCGUCAUCACCAUGCUGGAGUCCUUCCUGGAGAGUGACAUCAUGGGUGACGACUCCAAUCCCUCCUUGCACACGCUGCUUCUCCAACCAGUGCAGAGGAUUCCGGAAUACCUGCUACUCCUGCAGGGUUUGCUGAGGCAGACAGAAGCCAACCACCCCGACUACUACUUGCUGCUGGUGUGCAUCCAACAGUUCCGCACCUUCUCCAGUCAGUACCAGCACCUCCUCCAACACAACCAGGAGCUCCUGCUGCACAACCGCAAGGAAGUCAAGAGGAACCAUGCCAGCCAGGCCAAACACAGCAAGCAGCGUCUCCUGGAGCAGAUCCAGUCCCAUCGCUUCCACGACUGGGAUCGGGACCCUGAAACUAAACCUUAUGAGUGGCCUUCCCAGCUCCAGCACUACAGUCCUGAUGUGGACUCACGAAAGCGCAAAGGUCUUGGUUGCAUCCCAGAGAGCCAAGUGUCUGAGCGGUCCUGCCAGCAUCAUCCACCAUCAAGACCGUCGGAAUUCUGUCAAGUCCAACCAGGAUCAGCUCUAGCUGACGCAUUAGAGGAGUUUUUGCUCCCUGAGGAUCCUCCCGGGAUGGAUGGUCUCUACGAGGAGGACAGAAGUUCCCUACAUGAUGUGUCCAUGUUCGACCGUUGCUCCUCGGCCUCCUCCGACUCGUCCAUCGACAUCGCUUUUGUCAAGUGUCCCAAAUCUCCCGUAACGCCGUCGCACCACGCUAUGGUGACCAACGUGUCCACAAACCGAGAUAUCUUCGGCAAUGGAUACAACAAAGUUCCCAACCGAGGGUGCGUGUCUCCAGAUGAGGCCGUCCUCAUGCGACACAAUCAUCACCGCCCCCUUCAGGCCAGCCAGCGCAAAAAAAGCAAGUCGUUGAACGGCUUGCAGCUGGAUAGCCUGGCGAUGGAUGGAGGUCUCCUGUCGGAGCAGCGGGUGGGAGUGGGCAGCCACGCCAAGCUGGAGCGCCAAGGCAGCAAGGGGUGUCCGACUCCAUCCCGGAAGAGCCACAACUCCCCGGGGAACAGGAAGGACGUCGCGGAGAAGCAGAGCGAGGACCUUCACGGGCUGCUCGGCAUGGACGCUGGGAUGCAGCCCUGGGGGGAAGAGCCAACGUGGAGGGUCGGGGCCGAGGAGACCAACCACACCCCCUUCAGCGAGCGGAGCCGCAAGCAGGACAAAGGAGGCUUCAGGAGUUCCUUCAAGAAGCUCUUCAAGAAGAAAGGCGGUGAAGACAAGAAAGACAAAGCGGCAGAAAAUCAAGACAGUGAAAAGGAGGUGGGGAAAAAUUCCAAAUUUGUGGACGUGAACAGAGGUACGGCAGUGUGAAGGUCCAACAGUUUUGUACUGGUUUUCAGUACUAGUAUUCAUGACACCAAAACGCAUGUUUAAUCUAGGAAAAAUCACAGCUUCAUUUCACUCCAAUUUCAUAGUUGUUUAUCUAUGACUGAUUAUUAUGAUUACUUUUAUUUUGUUAUUGUUUUUUUUCAAUGUCAUGAGCACUUUAAUAUGGCCGAAUAUUAGGGCCACAUUGGAAAAAAAUAUUUGAGAAUGAAAUUAUAAAUUUAUCAAUAAUAAAAUAGUACAAGAACGUUUUACAUUCACGAGAAAAGUCGGAAUUUACCAUAAAGAUAAUAUCGUAAAUUUACGAGAAAAAAGUUGUACAUUUACAAGAAUAAAGUUGGAAUAUAAAGAAAAAUAAGUUGUAAAUCUACAAGAAGUCAUAUUACGAGAAUAAAGUCAUAAAAAAUGUAAUGAGAAAAAGCGUAAAUCUACGAAGAAAUAUUUGUUAAUUUACGAGAAAUAAGUUGUACAUUUGAAAAAAGUCGUAUUUUACCAGAAUGAAGUUGUAAACAUACAAGAAAAAUAUAAUUAAUAUGAGAAUCCAAUCAUAAAUUUGGGAGAAAAAAAAGUCAUACAAUUACAAAAAUAACGUUGGAACUUUAAGAGAAAAAAGUUGUUAAUUUACGAGAAAGUCAUACAUUUCCAAGAAUAAAGAUGGAAUUUUAAGAGAAGUUGUAAAUUCACAUGAAAGUCAUUAUGAGAAUUAAGUUGUGAAAUUAUGACAAGGAAGUCGUAAAUUUACAUGAAAAAUUUAAUUAUGAGAAAAAUCGUAAAUUUACGAGAAAGUUGUACGUACAUUUGUAAGACUGUUUUGUUUAGUUUCUUUCGGCUUUUUCCUGAUUACGGAGUCACCACUGACUAAAUGUGGAUAUUUACGACAAAAAGGUCCUAAACUAAAGUCCUAACUAUACAAGAAAAAUGUCAUAUUACGGGAAUAAAGUCGUAAAUGUAUGAGAAUAAAGUGUAGUAUUAUGUGUCAAGAGGGAAAAUACAUCUUAGCGCUGAGCUUACCCUUUUUAUACUGGAGCUGUCUCAGGCAAUGCCUGGAACAAAGUUACACUUUUUUUUUCUCGUAACGCACUUUACUUUAACAUUCGUAACAGACGUUGCCUGAGACGGCUAUGAAAAAGAUCUUUGGCCUUGGGCAAAGGUCAUAUGACUUUUUUUUUCUCGUAAAUUUACAACUAUUAUUGAAAUCUACCAAUGUGGCCCCAAUACUCCAUCAUACUUUGAACACCAUCCCAAAACCAUUAUAGUGUACCCUGCCAUCAUAACCGCUAGAGGGUGCAGUUUAACGUCAACUUAUCUGUAAAUGCCAUCCAGCCUUAUUUGCCAUUAAGCAUCAUUUCACUUUUUGCAUAUGUUUGAAUGUAUUAAUACCUGAAUAAGAAAUAUAUUUGAAUGUAUGAAUAUAUGUUAGUGGUUGAUAAAAAUGUCAAAUAUUUUAUUUUUGCUUUAAAUGUUCAAAAUAUAAACAUGUGAAAUGUGAGUUACAAAUAAAUGCUGGGUAUUCCAACAUGGAUCAAAUCUUUGGAUUUGGGAUGCAAAGCAAAAACGAGACCAGGUGAAAG